CUACCUACAAUAAUGGAUCGAUCCAAUGAACUGUCAAAACUGACCCAUAGCUAAAUGUGGACUGAACCAAUGCACAGUUACUACCUACAGCAAUAAAUCCAAUAAACUGUCUCAUCUGUCAGUUAACAGUGGACUGAACCAAUGUACAGUCACUACCUACAAUAAUGAACCGAUCCAAUAAACUGUCCCUUAGCUAAUUGGACUAAACCAUUGUGCAGUCUUAUAUCUACCCUGCAGAACCAUUUUGUUGAACGGGCCUUUUUCUGGUCGUUGGCAAACCUCCCCUUCUAUGAGCGUCUUCUUCAGAUGAUCACCGCUUCCGUUUACCGUCCCUUAGGAAUCUAAAGUGUAUCCUUGUGAACAACACCCAAGAUAAAACAGAUGAACCGUUAUGCAGAACCUGAACAUGGGCAAGAAGAGUCAAACAGCACCAGCACCAAUGUGCCCACACCGCGCUCGCAAGACGGAGCUGGUCAAACAGUUCAGACACCCAGAGGUUUUUUCUCAUCAAUCUUCCACAAAUCUGAAGAUGACUUUUUCUCCAGGAAACGUCCGAGAACCUUGAAUGGACCUCAGUGCUUGUCCUCUACUCCCCGUCACCAUAACGCCACUACACAAGACCUUCAAAGAACCAUUGAGCCUGAUAGAAGUAUAUCAAACAGAGACGCAGGUUGUCUCCAGGGUCCUGGAGGACAUUACCGGACUGCGCGGUCGGGGAGCCGGGUAACUGCACUUUAUUCAGAGUUGGUUCGGGAGCUGGAGGCACAGAUUGCAGAACUGCAUCAGAUUUUGGCUUCUCGAGAUGAAGCGGCUAAAGUACAAGAAUGUAGAAUCCAGGAACUGGAGAAAGAGAAUCAGGAAUUAAAAAGGCACGUCCAGACGUUGGAGGAGCAUAAUGACACUUUGUCUCGUAGGGGAAUAUGUGCAAUAAAAGAAGGGGACCAACUCUUGGGACCAGAUGGCCAGUCUCUGGGAGUCAGUGAUAGCAACGUCUCCUUUUUGAAGAACCUGGCAGAGUUUCUAGAGACAAAAUCAGAAUCAAAGGUCUCCCCACCUCAGACCACAUCUACACCCCUUCCAUCAAGUGAAAUCACGCUCCCACCAGCAGAGAGCAUAGCAUCCCCUAUUCCACCAACCAAACCAGAGCCUGCCCAUCCAAAUGAAGUGACGGGCACGCCUCCAGAUGGCAUGCUGCAGGUCACUGGGGUGACGAGCGGCUUCCAGUACUGGAUGAAGAUGGAUGAUGGUGGGGAAAACACAAUUCCUGAAUCUUGUGUGAUGUGGGAGGAACCCCUUCAAGAAACAUUACCAGACGGGACGCCAGCAUGGGCUUCUCCUAUAGAGAGCAAUGGACGUCCUAAACUGGAGUUGGUGCCAGCAUCUGGCGUGUACAUCACUUACCAGCAGUUGGAGGACCUCUCUCUUAUCCCAGCUGAUAAACCCAAACUAAUGACCCGACGUCUACUGGAUUACUUCUUCUCCAGGGAGACCCUGGCACGAUCGUCAGCCACAGGACAGCGGAUUGCACAUAAUAAUACCACCAUGGAGAAACCCCUCCGGCUGCCUGAUAUAGUGGUGACUGCUAUCAAAGCUUAUGUGACAAGAGCUUGUGGUCGUGGCUGUAACUUCAAUGCGGUUAUAAACAGUAAAUGCGGCACAUCCCGAAGGGCCGUGAAAAAGAUGUCCAUACGCAUCGACUGGACAGAGGGAGGCGCUAAACACUGCCCCAGGCCUACAUCCAAAUCCCCGGCUCAGAGACUACAGUCCCCCAAUGAAAAGGCUACGGUCACUGAAACAAAGGCAACAGAGACGUUCAUCACAGACUACGGGCCCCAGAACGGCCUUCAGAUAACUAACUGCUAAAUGCUUUGACUGGAUAAAGCAAUGGUCCCCAAACUGUGGCCCUCCAGACGUUGCAAAACUACAACUCCCAGCAUGCCUGGACAGCCAACGGCUGUCCAGGCAUGCUGGGACUUGUAGUUUUGCAACAUCUGGAGGGCCACAGUUUGGGGACCACCGGGAUAAAGAAUGAUAUAACAUUAUCCAAAGCAGCCAAUGACCACAAGAGGCACGAAAUGACUUUAGGGUACAUUCACACGUACGCAGAUUUGAUGCGCAGGAUUUUCUGCUGCAGAUUUCAAUGUAAACCAAAUGACUGAGCUCCGCUUCUAAUCUGCAGUUACAAA
Hyla sarda is the source of this 2186-nucleotide messenger RNA. RefSeq lists its product as uncharacterized. Bases 382 to 1863 code for a protein of 493 amino acids. Gene Ontology annotation, molecular function: DNA binding. The transcript has 7 exons. The record is from RefSeq and is a predicted model, not a curated record. NCBI's taxonomy places the organism in Eukaryota, Metazoa, Chordata, Amphibia, Anura, Hylidae.